This is a messenger RNA of Nannochloropsis gaditana CCMP526, 150 nucleotides long. RefSeq names its product protein-s-isoprenylcysteine o-methyltransferase-like protein. The record is from RefSeq and is a predicted model, not a curated record. The annotation marks the transcript as partial. The transcript has 2 exons.
GCUAUGGCUGGUGCGGUGGAGCGCAUACAUGGUCUCCCUGUUUUGCUUCCAUUUCAUGGAGUUUUUGAGUACAGCACUUUACAAACCUGAGUCUGUUACAUAUGAUUCCUACAUGAUAAAUCACUCCAAGGAAUAUACUGUUGCAGCAUU